Molecule: messenger RNA, 1754 nt
Organism: Abrus precatorius (Indian licorice)
Lineage: Eukaryota; Viridiplantae; Streptophyta; Magnoliopsida; Fabales; Fabaceae
Product: external alternative NAD(P)H-ubiquinone oxidoreductase B1, mitochondrial-like
Exons: 10
Coding region: 1-1734 (577 amino acids)
Molecular function (GO): NADH dehydrogenase activity; calcium ion binding
Source: RefSeq, a predicted model, not a curated record
AUGAAGAUUGCUUCCUUCUUCUCCAAGGCUUUCCAUAGCUCCCCUUCCUGCUCCAAUGUUGUUCUCCUUUGCACUCUAAGUGGUGGAGGUUUGAUUGCAUACUCAGAAUUACAAUCAGAUGCCAAACUUCCUGCUCCUAGUAUUGAUCCUAAUGUGCCCAAGAAAAAGAGAGUGGUGGUUCUUGGAACAGGAUGGGCUGGUACCAGUUUCCUUAAGGAUCUCGAUGCUUCCUUAUAUGAUGUUCAGGUUGUUUCCCCUCGUAACUACUUUGCAUUCACACCUUUAUUACCUAGUGUCACCUGUGGGACAGUUGAAGCACGAAGCAUUGUAGAGCCAGUCCGAAACAUCAUAAAAAAGAGAAAAGGAGAAAUUAAAUUUUGGGAGGCAGAAUGCUUGAAGAUUGAUUCUGCAAACAAAAAGGUUUUAUGUGGGUCCAAUAUUGACAACAACUUAGUGGGAAAUGGCGAAUUUUCUUUGGACUAUGACUAUUUGGUUGUAGCAAUAGGAGCACAAGUAAAUACAUUUGACACCCCAGGUGUCGUGGAGAACUGUCAUUUUCUAAAGGAGGUAGAGGAUGCUCAGAAGAUUAGACAGACUGUGAUUGAUUGCUUUGAGAAAGCUGUUCUUCCAUCUUUAUCUGAAGAAGAACGAAGGACAAAUUUGCAUUUCAUAGUUGUUGGAGGGGGUCCAACUGGUGUGGAAUUUGCUGCUGAGCUUCAUGACUAUGUCCAAGAAGAUUUAGUCAAUUUGUACCCAUCUGUUAAAGAUAUAGUGAAGAUAACAGUGAUUCAAUCAGGAGAUCACAUCUUGAACACGUUUGAUGAAAGAAUUAGUUCAUUUGCUGAACAGAAGUUUGGAAGAGAUGGUAUAGAAGUUCAGACAGGAUGUCGUGUUGUGAGUGUUAAUGAUAAGGACAUCACAAUGAAAGUAAAAUCAACUGGAGAAGUGUGUUCUGUUCCCCAUGGAUUGGUUGUCUGGUCCACAGGAAUUGCAACUCGUCCUGUUAUCAGAGACUUUAUGGAGCAAAUUGGUCAGGGUAAGAGGAAUAUUCUAGCAACGGAUGAAUGGUUACGAGUGAAGGGAUGUGAAUCUGUGUAUGCUAUUGGUGAUUGCUCUUCAAUAAAUCAGCGUAAAAUCAGGGAUGAUACCUUGGCCAUUUUUAAAGCUGCGGACAAGGACAACUCUGGUACCUUAACUAAAGAAGAAUUCAAGGAUGUGAUGGAAGACAUUAUCUUAAGAUAUCCGCAAGUGGAACACUACAUAAAGAGCCAACAUCUGCUUGACUUGACUGCUCUGUGGAAAGAUUCCCAAGGAAAUGAUAGGGAAGAAAUAGACAUGGAAGAGUUUAAGUCUGUCCUUUGUCGUGUGGAUUCACAGUUGAAGACUUUGCCAGCAACUGCACAGGUUGCUGCACAGCAGGGUGCAUAUCUGGCUAGUUGCUUGAACCGCAGGGAUCACUGUACAGAGCAUCCUGAAGGCCCUCUAAGAUUUGAAAAAUCUGGACGUCAUAAGUUUCGUCCCUUUAGGUAUAAGCAUUUUGGGCAAUUUGCUCCUCUUGGUGGAGAGCAAGCAGCUGCAGAACUUCCUGGAGAUUGGGUUUCCAUGGGUCAUAGCACUCAGUGGCUUUGGUAUUCUGUAUAUGCAAGCAAGCAAGUGAGCUGGCGCACAAGGGUGUUAGUCGUAUCAGAUUGGACAAGAAGAUACAUAUUUGGCAGAGAUUCUAGUCGUAUAUAAGUCACCAAAACAAGACAACA